AAACACAAAAAAUCAGCUGAUUGAUUCGUAGACUAUUUUAAAUCAAAAUUGUGAUUAUUUUUCAAUAUGUUCAAUUGUUGGUUUUGAAUUUAAAUUUUGAUUUGUGAAAUUUGUUUUGCUUCUCGAGAAAGAUCCUUCAGUGACACUCAACUAGGAAGUUUAUUUUAGAAAAUCUUAUCAGAUGUUUAUCUUUCUUGCAAGAUAAUUUUAUCUAAUUAUUUUACAAAUGUCCACAAAAGUUACUCAAAGAAAAAAGGAAAAAAGGAAUUCGCCUGCUAUCGAAGAGAAGGCUAAAAAGCGAGGGAAUCAAAGUUCAUUAAAAUGGCUUUAUGUUGUUGUGACAUCGUUAUGUUUACUCGGACUUUACUACGUUAACCGAUCGUCUCAUAAUGACACUAAGAGAUUAAGUGGACUGAAUUUCUCUAAAAGAUGGGGUACUUUUAGAAGUGGUGUUUAUUUUGGCCUUAAACGUAAUGAACCAUCUUCGGUGGUCUCUGGGAUGAUGUGGUUCAAAAAUGUUCUUAAUGAUGAUAACUCAGUCCCAUUGAGACACUGGUGUUCAAAGUUUGACCCGGUAACUUAUUAUUGGAAAAAGCAUGACUUUGACUCAUUUGGAGUUCAAGAGAUUAAGGACAGUGAACUUAUCCUUAAGCAAGAAGUACUUUUUCGAGAGGAUGGAUGGAUAGCCAGAAUUAACUUGAACACGUCAACGGGAUCAUUUGAUGAAUAUGUUUCAGUGAUUCUUUAUCUGGCAACCGAAGCUGAUGGUGAUUUAAUAACAUUAACAACUCCAAAAUCAGCUCUAAAACGAAGCAAAAAAAUCGAUUUUGAAGGCAACUUAAUUAAUCUAGAGAAUUUUCUAUCUCGUAUAGAAUUUUCAGACUCAAAAGCAAUAGUACAUAUCGAAGAUUUCAGGGUUCAUAUGCAUCCGCCACUAAUGUUCUUCCAAGAGCACAUAUUACAGAAUCUUGGAAUAAUCAGAGCCCCAGAUGGAGGUCGUCUCAUCGUUCUUCGUGACCCAAAGGCUAAACAAAAAGGAGAACCUAAUUUUGUUGCUGUUCAACUAGUCAUUAGUAAACCAGUCGAAUUGUUUUUCUAUUUAAGGGAAAACUCUGAUCCAUAUUUAUUUGACUCAUGGAAAAAUCGAUUCGAUGGUGAUUUACUCGAAAAAAUCUAUCACUUUGAUGCUGAUUUCGCUGAUGUAUUUCAACUUCGUCAAAAAAAUUAUAAUGAUGCUCAAAUCGAUUUUGCUAAAUCAAUUUUAAGUAAUAUGCUUGGCUCAAUCGGCUAUUUCUAUGGUCACUCAUUUAUAAAAAACGGGUCCUCUAAGCCAGAACCUUAUGGUCCUCUUGAAUUGGUUUCUGCUGUUCCAUCUCGAUCAUAUUUCCCGAGAGGAUUUCUAUGGGAUGAAGGAUUUCACCAACUCUUGAUUGCUAAAAUAAAACCUGAACUAAGUCGGGCUAUGAUCAAGAACUGGCUCAAUUUGAUGGACAAAAAUGGUUGGAUUCCUAGGGAAGUUAUCUUAGGAUUUGAGGCCAUGUCUCGUGUUCCUAAUGAAUUCAUUGUCCAGGAUAUUUCAAAUGCAAAUCCUCCUAGUCUAUUUCUACCUUUAGAGUUUCUAUUUGACUCGGGAAAACUAGAGAAAGGUUAUUUAAAAUCAAUUUAUCCAUUACUGGAAAGGUGGUAUGGAUGGUUCAAUACUUCACAAGUUGGAUAUAAGCCGGGUACUUAUCGUUGGAGAGGUCGUGAUCCCAAAAUAAUUGAUAAACUUAAUCCUUUAACAUUAACUUCAGGUCUAGAUGAUUAUCCUCGAGCUUCGCAUCCUAGUGACAAAGAAAUUCAUCUUGAUCUCCGAUGUUGGAUGACUUUAGCAAGUCGUAUUUUGUACAAGAUUGGUAAAUUUAUUGAGGCACCGUCAGCAAUUAAAUAUGAACAAGCAUACAACUUUCUAAGAGACAAUAGACUUCUAGACGAAACUCAUUGGUCUGAAGAAAAUGAAAUGUACUGUGAUUUUGGUUUACAUUCCAACAGAGUUGAGCUCGAAAAAGUAAAUGGUUUACCGAAAAGAAUUGUUCUUGAAAAGCCGAUAUAUCAAUGUGUUCCUGAACUUGGAUACAUCAGUUUAUUUCCAAUGUUGCUUAAUUUACUAGAUCCAGAUAAUCCUAGACUUGAUGCUAUUUUGUCAGCAGUCGAAAACACAGAUCAUCUAUGGAGUCCUUUUGGUCUUCGUUCUAUCUCAACUAAGAGUCGUUACUACCUCAAGUGGAAUACUUUUACGGACCCACCUUAUUGGAGAGGUCCUAUUUGGAUCAAUAUAAACUUUUUGGCUUUGAAAUCUCUCAAAUACUAUUCACAAGUUGACGGUCCAUACAAAGAACGUGCCAAAUCUUUACACGACAAAUUGAGAGAUAAUCUAGUUAACAAUAUUUUUCGCGAAUUUGAACGAACUAAUUUUAUUUGGGAACAUUAUAAUGACACUUCUGGAGAAGGUGGAGGUGUUCACCCCUUCACUGGAUGGUCUGCUUUAGUAAUUUUGAUAAUGUCUGAUAGGUAUUGAUCUUAUUUCAGACAAUACCUGUUUUGUAUAACAAUAAAAAUGUAUUUUGUUGAUAAAUUUAAACAAAU
Messenger RNA from Tetranychus urticae (two-spotted spider mite), 2625 nucleotides. It is a transcript of the gene GCS1, whose product is annotated as mannosyl-oligosaccharide glucosidase. The record is from RefSeq and is a predicted model, not a curated record. Gene Ontology annotation, molecular function: Glc3Man9GlcNAc2 oligosaccharide glucosidase activity. NCBI's taxonomy places the organism in Eukaryota, Metazoa, Arthropoda, Arachnida, Trombidiformes, Tetranychidae. Gene Ontology annotation, cellular component: endoplasmic reticulum membrane. Gene Ontology annotation, biological process: oligosaccharide metabolic process; protein N-linked glycosylation.